Molecule: messenger RNA, 2721 nt
Organism: Gambusia affinis (western mosquitofish)
Lineage: Eukaryota; Metazoa; Chordata; Actinopteri; Cyprinodontiformes; Poeciliidae
Gene: fbxl6
Product: F-box and leucine-rich repeat protein 6
Exons: 10
Coding region: 1009-2616 (535 amino acids)
Biological process (GO): SCF-dependent proteasomal ubiquitin-dependent protein catabolic process
Cellular component (GO): SCF ubiquitin ligase complex
Molecular function (GO): protein binding
Source: RefSeq, a predicted model, not a curated record
UACUGAGAGUUUUGGUUGUUUAAUUUCUAUAUAUUUAUUAUACAAAUAUGCUUUUGUAUUCAAAUUGCGAUGUACAUCACACACGAGCUCAAAAUUGCAACCUAAUGUAAAAUUUACCAAACUGAAACGCAAUUAAGAUUAUUUCUGCAUACUGAUGAUCACUUGUCCCGUUUUCAUAAAUAAUCUGUAAUUUCUCACAGCAGUGAAGGCAUCAGCCACAUAAAUCAUUGAAUAAAGGAGAGCUGGUUCUUUAUCUGUCAGAGAUUAGAACGGAAAACGGGCCGAAGUUCAGGAAACAUGAAGAGGCUUUAAAGCAAAGAGGGAAAGAAAAACACGUUUACUGCUAAACAGACUCCGGCUUUUUCCUUCAUGUAAAAUAUGAAUAAAACUGGACAAUACGUCUCUUGGAAGACCUCAGCUGGAACUAUGGUAGAUAUCUAACUUUUAACACAAUUUUAAUUAGCAAAGGCAAACAGCACAAGCAACCAGAUUUAUUAUAAUGUCCUCUAAAGAAACUGGAAGAGAAAGCUUUGUUUUGAAAAUUAGACUUAUCUGAACAGACUUUUCAAUUUCAGCAGUUUUGCUUAAAGUUUGGGGGUGUAAUGCAAUUACCAAAUAAAAUGAGAAAAUAUAUAAUAUUUCACUCAGAAUUUUAUGAAAAAAUAUGAAUACAUUGUUUUAGCCGAUUCCAUCCAUCAUCUUCCUCUUAGUCAAGGGUCGCAGGUCACAGGGUCAGCAGCCAGGGAGACCCAGGUUCCCCCAGCCUCCUGGUCCGGCUGCUCCAUGAAUCCCAGCAGGGGAACAUCGUCCUGGUCUUCCUCUGGGUUUCCUCCCGGGGGGCCUGAACGCCUCGCCUGGCUCCUCUCAGUGAGGAGGAGCAGCAGCUCUACUCUGAGCCUGGAUGACCAAGCAGAACCACAUACCGGACGUACCGGAUCCCAACGGCACCAAAAUGAUCCUACAAGGUCUUCCCACAAAAACUUCUAAACGAUUCCAACAGCAGCAGUGAUGGACGCCUCAGCCCAGAGCGGAGAAGCGGGCGGUGACACAACGGCAAGGAAACCAGCGCCGAAAAGAAAGGUGGGCGAAAAAGCAAGAAAAACCAAAAAUGCCAGAAUGUCCCGACCCGCAUUCACCAUCCAGCAGGGCGAAGACAUGCUUCUCUACAUAUCCAACACUUCGUCUCAGUCUGAAGGCUUGCUUUGGACUAGCAGGAGGAAAAAAGUUCCCAAAGCAAAGUUGCUUAAGUAUCAGAAAAAGAAGAAAAAAACAGUCUGUCCUAAAUCUAGACUGGAAAGGAAAGCAGUGAAGGAGGAAGAAGAAGACAAGUUUCCUGAGGAGGACAGGUGGGGACAACUUUUACCUGAGGAAGUGCUGAUUAACAUCUUCCAGAUGUUGGUUGUUCAGGACGGCGCGGUGCCUUUCCUAUGCAGGGUCAGCAGAGUCUGUCGCCUGUGGAACGCCGCUGCCGCCACUUUGACUCUGUGGAGGAAGGUGGCGGUAAGUCACUGCUGGAUCCAACCAGCAAGAGGUCAGACCGAGAAGACCUCAAACAGGAUAAAGGAGACAUUUACCUGGCUGGCUCAAAACAGAUUCUCCCAGCUGCGUGACUUCACUCUGUGUCACUGGGCAACCAGCGCUGACUUCGCUUUAGAGACUGUCUCAGAGUUUUGUCCUCACCUGCGUUCAGUCCACCUGUCUUACUGCAGAGGUGUGACAGGCAGCGGCCUGCGCAGCUUGGGCCUGCACAGCCGCAACCUGCAGCGCCUCAACCUGCAGCAUUCAGAGUUUCAGGUGGAGGGACUGGUGGACUUCCUGGAGGAACACGGAAAGCAGAUCAGGCAGAUGCUCUUCACCCGCAGCCACAGGAAUGACAAAGUUCUGGCAGCAAUUGCUAAAGGAUUUUGUCCUGAUCUGGAGCUGCUGGAAGUUAACAAGAAGCUGGACAGUAAAGACACAGAACUGUCUGUUUGCUUUCAGUCGCUACAGAAGGCCUGUCCCAAACUGAAGAUUUUCCGGAUGUUUAACAUCCAAAUUCAGCAUAAGGCGAUGCGUAAGAGAGACGAGUCAGAAGCCGGAUUUCCGCUGCUGGAUGAGUUUUGUAUCGCCAACACAGAGUAUUCCUAUAUGACCGACCAGGUUCUGCUGGACGUUCUGUUCGGCUCCAACAGACUGCGAGUGCUGGACCUACGAGGCUCCACACGGAUCACCACCUUUGGUCUGGCCCAGUUACCGUGUCCAAACCUUGAGUGUCUGUUCUGGGGUCAAUAUUUUACUAAAAACAUCGGAUUCACAUCAGUGAAGAAGAACCUUCAGCUGCUGAUGGAGAAGUGGGGUCCGACGCUGCAGCAGCUCGACAUCACCAAUCAGCCAUUUACCGAGGCCGACCUGGAGGUGGCGCUGAUGUUCCUUGCUCAGGUUGCUGAAGCUGACACGCUGCUCUCGCUAAACCUCAGCGGCACCAAGAUAACAGUGCAGGCUCUCAGGCCGGUCAUCGAGCGAAUGACGGCUCUGGGCUACCUCAACCUUUCAUCGUGUCGCAACCUUCCAAGAGGAGUGAAAAAGAUUUACCGCAGCCAGGAAGAAAUCCGUGAGCUGUUGGCCAAUCUGCACUGAGUUUCUUAUUCAGCUGAACAUUUGGUGCUUCCAGCCUUUGAUAAUGUUUGAGAACUGUAAGAGUUUUCUUUCUGAUUCUUAAAAAAAUAAAGCUGUUCCAGAAGG